This is a messenger RNA of Columba livia (rock pigeon), 5883 nucleotides long. It is a transcript of the gene LRTM2, whose product is annotated as leucine rich repeats and transmembrane domains 2. Bases 906 to 2018 code for a protein of 370 amino acids. Gene Ontology annotation, cellular component: GABA-ergic synapse; postsynaptic density membrane; glutamatergic synapse. The transcript is spliced from 5 exons. Lineage: Eukaryota; Metazoa; Chordata; Aves; Columbiformes; Columbidae. Gene Ontology annotation, molecular function: protein binding. The record is from RefSeq and is a predicted model, not a curated record. Gene Ontology annotation, biological process: positive regulation of synapse assembly; regulation of presynapse assembly; axonogenesis.
CAUCAGUCAUACCAGGCAGGGGAGGGAUGGAAAGAGGGGAGGAGGCAUUCAGCUCGGUGCCUCCUCUCAUAACCUGUGCCUGACCAACCUGCCUCCGAGGGGGCUGCGAGGAGCUCCCUCCAUCCCAGCAUCUCCUCACCCCUCCUCUAUCCCCUUGGCUCCCCGCACCCUGAGAAGGAUGGCGGCAAAGCGGGGAGGAGGGAGAGAGAGGGACUGACAGCAACUGCCCUUUCUCCAGGAUGGGUUGAGAGAAAUGAAAUCCUCCAGAGCUCCUUCCUCUGGGUGUUUGGGAGCAGAUCCUGCCUGCCUGGCGGGGUGACUCCUCUGCACUGUCUGUGCGCGCUCCUGUGUGUGUGCUGUGCCACCACAGAUGUACCCCCAGCUGUCACUUCCCUGCGCGCAGUCGCUCCCUCUCCUGCCUCUCUCUCUCUUUCCCUCUCCCCCUAUUUAUUAUUUACGGAGGAUUACAGUCCCUUUCCCACGCUGCCAUCUCACCGUGCGGCUCCUCUGCCCUCCGUGCGGGGCGAGCGGCUGGCUAGGAGGGGCUCCCGGAAAGUAAGAGAGGCAAGAGCCCAGCUGGCAACCGAGGGACUUACUGCUGGAUUUGCUUUGGGAUUGUACCGGGUUCACUAGAAGAGCUGCUGUUCUCACAGGAGGUUCCGUUCCACACAGAGAGAGGGAGUUAAAUAGAGCACACGGAAAGCCUGCAGCCGAGGAGAGAAAGUCAAGGAGGGAGAGGGAAGGAAGAGGCUGUAACUGGACAGUGCCCGGGCAGGCGGGUGGCAGUGGCUGUGGGCAGAGCCCCUCCAGGACUCAGCAGGCAGGCUACAAGGUCAUUCCUCCUCCCUCCGAGGCCGUGUGCCAGGCUGGCUGGUGGAUGUGAAGACACGCUGGAGAAGACAACAAUGCUGCCUACAACUGCUGGCCACCGGUGGAGGAGCAGGUUUCUCAUGAGGUGGCAAGAGGCUUGUUUGCUUGGCUGCUGGCUGUCGCUAUGUGCUGCCGAGUCCUUCUUUGCGUGUCCUUCCUCCUGCAAGUGUAACAGCCACAACCUGGAAGUGGACUGUAGUGGCUUGGGCCUCUCUUCCAUCCCCUCAGACAUCCCCACAAACACCAGGACCUUCCUCUUUCUCAACAACAAACUCAGCAUCCUGCCGGGAGCAGUGUUUUCCAACCUCUCAGCCCUACAGAGGCUGGAUCUAUCCAACAACUUCUUGGACCAGCUCCCUCAGAACAUCUUCAGUGACCUGGGGAACCUCACGGAGCUCCAGCUGAGGAACAACAGCAUCCGGGCCUUGGACAAGGACCUGCUACAACACACGGCGCUGCUGCGCCAGCUGGAUCUCUCCAUCAACGGCCUGGCCCAGAUACCCUCGGGCAUCUUUGAUGACCUGCCUGCCCUCCGCUCCCUCUCUCUCAGGUCCAACCGCCUGCAGAGCCUGGACAGGGUGACCUUCGAACCGCUGACCAGCCUGCAGCAGCUCCAAGUCGGGGACAACCCCUGGGAAUGUGACUGCAACCUUCGAGACUUCAAGCACUGGAUGGAGUGGUUCUCCUACCGAGGUGGGAAAAUCGACCAGCUGGCAUGUACCCUGCCCAAGGAGCUGAAAGGAAAGGAUAUGCGAAUGGUGCCCAUGGAGAUGUUUAACUACUGCUCCCAGCUGGAUGAUGAGAACAGCUCCACAGUGCUGGACAAUACUGGCCCACCUUGCACUAAAGGAAGCCCAACUCCUUCCAAAUCUAAAUCGGGCCCAGAAACAGAAGUGGAGCCCAGCGUGGGAUGCCCUCAGAAGCAGCGAUAUAGGCCUGUGAGCGUGCGCCGGGCUAUUGGCACUGUGAUUAUCGCAGGGGUGGUUUGUGGAAUUGUUUGCAUCAUGAUGGUGGUGGCAGCUGCUUAUGGUUGCAUCUAUGCCUCCCUUAUGGCCAAGUACCACCGGGAGCUGAAGAAGAGGCAGCCACUCAUGGGUGACACAGAAGGUGAACAUGAAGAGCAGAAACAAAUAUCUUCUGUGGCAUGAAACUCCUCUAGGAAGGAAGGGACAGCAAUGAACAAAGAUACCUGAGAGCAGUCAAGCAUGGGUUCUCCCAAAAUACAUCUUCCCAGACAGACAGACUGUGCUAUUGCUCCACUCACUCAAGUAGUGCAACAUGCUUCUGGGGGGUCAGGGCACCUGGCUCAAUUUCUGUUGCUCUGCCCCAGGCCCAUUUUAUGUCCUUUCACCCUUGGGCCCUCCCAGACAAAUAAAGUAGAGUCAGACCUUGAGUGCUUGCUGUGCCUCAUGCCCUUGCAGAGAGCUCCCCUCACAUGUCAGCUGUGGAGGCAGCUGGCACCUUCUGGGAACCUGUGUUAUCCUCUCAGCUUUGGUCCUGAGUCACCUUGUAUCCUGUCAAGAGCUCUCUGCAAACAGAGAGCAGCUCUGUGAAAGCUUAUGACGUGAGGAACAGGACACCAGAAGUGUCCAUGCCUCAAUUUCAGGGUCACUGCUGUUGUGUGGCAGUAAAUUGUUGCCUACCCUACAAGUCAGUGCUGCUGAGAGCACAUCAGAAGGGAGGGAAGGUUCCAAGGGGAUGAUAACUAUCAGGAAGAUAGUUCCCUUCUCACUUUUAAAGGUGGAAAGAUACCAGUAUCACCCUAACACGCUGCCAGAGAGUGCCGUGUCCCUCUUUUUGCUCCUGGUCAAGUCCAAAUCUGCGAGCUGACACACACAUCAUCAGGUGCACAGAUACAGAGCCGUCCUCCUGUACACACACAGCCCGACUCAUUCUGAUCCCACCACACACACAGAAUCAGCCCCAGCUCCAGACACCGAGGCACCCCACCUGCACAUGGAAAGCCAGACAUGCUCAGACUGAUUUGCCCUCUGCAGGCAGCCAUGAAUACAUUCAGCCAUUUUACCUUACCCUCAUCAUAACUGUGCAUAACACCUUCUGGUUCAGACAAAAUACACAGAGCCUGCCAUUGAGGGGUUAAUAAAAACAUCUCAGCCAUAGUGCAGAGGCAGUGGAAAUGGGCAGGAGAGGAUGGGGAGAGGCAAAGUUAUUAAGGUUACAGCAGAAGUCUGUGGAAAUGAGUACACAGCAUAAAAAAAAUAAGGUCUGCUCUUGUUUUCUAUUUUACAUUUUCUAUGAUAAAUGGAGAGGGUAAGGAGAUGAAGCCUCCAUUUGGAAAUGUUUGACUGGCAGAGCAGAAGUGGGUCAUCAGGAAAGACUAGAAGAAGAGGUGGCUUACCAGCAUCAGCAUUGUAGGGUAUGGCUGAGGAGCAGUGUGAGCCUAGUGGAAGGUGGUGGGAGAAGACACACAACCCAAGAGCUGGCAUGGCUAGCAAGAGGGGCAAGAACAGUGUUUGGAGUAGGGUUAUGCAGCUGGAGCGACCGAAGAGAGGCAGCAGAAUUCUGGAGGGUCUUGAGGUGAAGGCUGAAACCUGGACCACAGGUGGGAGAGCCCAGGAAAGGUCCAGCACGGUAGGCAGCACAGCCCACAUACUCUCCCCUUACCGUCACUGCUGUGGUCACGGCCAUUCACAGCUGCAUGAGUGUGCCCCCACACACAACUGCACACACUGCCACUGUCACGUAAGGGUGACUUCCCCCAAACAGGAUUUGAAAGCCCUCAGACUGCAGCGCCUCCUAUUAGUCUCAGCUCUUUUCAACCUGACAGUAAAAAAAAAAAAAAAGGAAAAAAAUUGAAAGGAACUCAACAACUCAACAUAAGGACUCAUUUUGUAUCAGUGGAAGUGGGAUAAAAUGCUGUCUCCAGGGGAGAGCGCACAUUGCCAUGGUAACCUGCUCUAACCCGUCACAGUGGGUAUUCCUGGGCGAGGAAGAUGACACCGGAGGUCGUGCAUCCGCAGUGCCUGUGGAUGGUGUGAUCCCUGCCAUCAGGAAACGAGCUGGCAGCCAGCCCAGCUUUGCAGGGUGUUUCACUAGCAACCUGUGCUCAGAGCCCAGCACGCACUGCAAGGUGGACCCUGCCAGGGCACGUCACCUCUUCCCCCUGCUCCAGCUGGAUCCCGAUGCCUUUGGAUAUCUCACAGCCCUCCUGCUUACUGCUGCUGGAUCCCUGCGGAAGUGAUGCACACUGGCUCCUCUCCCAGUUCUGGUCCCAGACAGGUGGUUGUCCUGACCCAUGGGCACACAAUUCCAAGUCGUUAAUCAAAGCCUGGAGUGACAAACCCCCUCCUGGCCUAGCCAGGGUGACCAGAAGCAAGGAGACAGGAUGCUCUGGGUUGUUCUGGCAUGACAUCCCUUUGACACAGGGAUGCAUGGGACAGAAAAGGAUGCUCUUCAGGAAGCAGAAGGCCAGGCUGUCCUGGAAGAAGGACUAGGAGAAGCAAUCCACCCCCAAGUGUGCGCACACAUUGUACCCCCACUCCCAGCUUGUGGGAAAGUGGAGGAGGAGGGGGGCUGGUAAGAUGUGAGGAGGAAGGACUCUUCCCCCAUGCACUGUAUAGCUACUCCAACCAUCCCAUCUGCUGCAACCGUAGCCCGCUCUGAAGGGCAGAACUGGUGCAGUGCAGACUCUGUACGUGUGUUACUGCUGCUCCACAUUCCCAGCAAGCCAGGACUAGACUCUGCCUGCUGGAUACAAACCUCUCCCCACCCUCCCUCUCAGGGGAACUUCUCCCUUUACCACACUGGACUCCGCGGUCAUACUUGAAAUGGGACUUGAGUCAGAGCGGUAUAUUUAUAGAUCUAUAUUUUACUUGCGUCAAAUAAUGGUGAGACAUUGCACAAAACAAAUGGAAUCUAUAUACAUGUGUGUGUGUAUAUGUGUGUACGUGUGUGUGAGUGAGCAAGAGAAUGAGACUGUUUUUAAGGGGACAGACUAGAGGUAAAAUUAAUGGGAGGGAGGCAGGGGACAACGCAAGGGUUGGAGCAGGGGAGAAAUCCUCCUUUCCCUCCACUUUCCCUGUGACCUCCUCUGGCCCUGACCAAUUUUUCUUUGUUGCUAAUAAUAUUUUCUAUAUCUUGUGUCAUGGGGCUGAUUAUGACCUUGCCCAUCCCUUCCUUUUUGUUUUCAUUUAUAAGGCAGAAAGUUUGGAUUUAUCUCAACCCUAAGCAAGGGACUGCUACGUUUAGAAACCCAUCCAGGAAAGGAGAAGGAGGGAAAAUGGAGAAGAGAGUUACUGAGAAAGAUGAAGGCUGGCUGCACUGGAAAGCAAAUACUGUGCUUGGAAUGACAAGGACCUGUCCUCUUUCAAACAGACCAAAGUAACAGGGUUCACUGGGAAAUGUCCUCUUUACGCUGCUGCUGGCAAACAGGCUCUUACCUUGUUCUCCAGCACACCUGGAAAACAGGCUGCCCUUGUGUGACUGAGCUGCUGCACCAUCCACUGGCACUCUGGGGAACACGGUACCCAGCCUGGUCAGAAACAAAGCUCUCCUGUGGGAUGCUGGAUACAGAAUGUGACCCAGUGCUCCCUGCAUGCCCAGGCAACAGGUUCCUCUGGUGUGUGUGAACAGGGGCUCCCAUUGUCCCUGAGGCCAUGGCUAGGCAUGGGGUGAACCCCCUGAAUGCACCCUUUGCUGUGGGCAGGUGUACCAAUGCCACAUGCAGGUGCCUGCCCUCGGGAAAUGGCCAUCUGGGGCAGGCAGGUCCAACACGUGCCAGGGCAAUGUAGGGGCUGGCAGGGCCGCCAGAAACACCCAUUCUACUCUCCCCCGCUCCCCUGGGUACAGGUACAGGCAGGCACAUUUCUUGCAGGGAACGGAUGGCACUUGUAAUUUCUUUUUCUUUUUGUUACUGUUAGAGGGAGAGCAACAAGAUUUUCUAAAAAUGAUUGAAUGGAGGUUUCUUUGGCACGAGGCAGAAAAUUUUUAAAGGUAUACUAUAUUUCUGGCUUGUUGUUACAGAAGAAUAAUAAAGAAUGUAUUUUCCUAUGC